Lytechinus variegatus (green sea urchin) is the source of this 1463-nucleotide messenger RNA. Its product is annotated as ARL14 effector protein-like. The transcript has 4 exons. The record is from RefSeq and is a predicted model, not a curated record. Lineage: Eukaryota; Metazoa; Echinodermata; Echinoidea; Temnopleuroida; Toxopneustidae. The coding region runs from base 133 to 525 and encodes 130 amino acids. Gene Ontology annotation, cellular component: intracellular membrane-bounded organelle.
AAUUUAUGGUUAAAAAGUUAGAUCUAUUGGACCUCGAGCUCAAGCCAUUCAAUAUGUGUUGAAAUAUAUUGAAUUAGAACUUGGAUUAAUCAAGUCUUGAUCAGAGUUAAUGAGCAGAGAUCUGAAGAAAAUAUGGCAGAAAGCAGCAGGAAUAGAUCACGCAGCAGUAGAAGAGAGAACUCAAAAAUCUUGGAGAGUUUAAUGUUCAAGAACCCUGGCAGGAAAGUAGCAGAGUUUGCUAACUUCAAACCAGAAGAAAGUGAGAGGGAAAAGCGUAAACUUCGUCGACUACAGGAAGAAGAGUAUCAACGUCACUUGCAGAAUCGCACCAUGUACGAUGCUAAUGGUCAUUUAUCAUCCAACGGUCAAGAUCUGUGUGAUUGUUUAGGUAAAGACUGCCCAGGAUGUCACUAUCCAUGCAAGGAAUGCGGGUCAGUCAAGUGCGGACCUGUCUGCAGAUGCAAAAGGAAAUGGGUUUUCGACCUGAUUGAAGAUGAGGGACAAAACUACUGCGUGAAAUACUGACUGUAUUGGAUUCUACUCGAAAGUGAAUGAUGAAAUUGGUGGGACUGGCCAUACUACCAUGGAAGUAACAUCAAUGGAAGUACUUUGGAUAGAGGUUCUGUUAUUGAUAUGGUGGAUCAGAAUAGAUGAAACAGAAGGACUCCCAAGUGUUAUCAAUGUCACAUUCUGGACAUCCACUAAUGAAUGCAAGGACUCUGUGUAAGGCGGCAAUGAGGUCCCCCCCCCCCCCCCUCUCCAAGUGACUUCUAUUCAUCAAAAAGAAAUCCUUGUUUGGGGACGAGUUCAUGAGGGAAGCGUUUCUUGAUUGGAAUCUUCUCAGUAGACUAAAAUGUGUUCUACAUUCUAAUAAUGAAGACAGGUUUGGACUUGGAUGAAACAUGAGACAGGGUUUCGCCUGAAAACAAUUCAUUUAUCAGAAUCAAAUGUGUAAUAUCGGAUGUGCUUUUCUGAAAGCCAGGAAUUGGAUGUAAAUGGAGUCCAUUUUGAUUCAUUAUAGCUGGUUAGGUGUUGAUGAAAGAUUUUAAAAAAAACAUUUCCCGAAUGUAACCCAGUCAUUUGACUGAAAUACCACUUUUUGUACAUUUAUUAGUGAAAGCAAUGCAGGGAAUAAUUUUCCUGGUAUUGCAUCGCAAUUUGCUCCAUAUUUUUUAUAGACUGCUACACAUAGAGCCUUUUGUAUAGCAUGUUUUUACAUAGGACUGUACAUUACUAGGGCUUUUCUCUUAUGACCAAAAAUGCUUUUCAAAUUUGUAAAUCAAAAUUAUUCCCUGCAAUGAGAAAGAUUUGGAUGAAACGUCUCUUAUUUGAUAAAAGAACUUGCUUUCAUGCAGUCAUACCCUUGUAUGUUGCUGAAUUAAUAGAGUAUUAUGACCAAAGAUCAAAGCAGAAUAAAUUGAUUAGAGGAAACCAAAACCCAAGAAGAGAAUCAAUCUUAUUGG